This is a messenger RNA of Lindgomyces ingoldianus, 906 nucleotides long. RefSeq lists its product as uncharacterized. The transcript is spliced from 13 exons. The record is from RefSeq and is a predicted model, not a curated record. The coding region runs from base 1 to 906 and encodes 301 amino acids. Lineage: Eukaryota; Fungi; Ascomycota; Dothideomycetes; Pleosporales; Lindgomycetaceae.
AUGGGGAAUCUACAUCCUGACUUGAACUUCUGGUGCAUGACGGGAAUAUUCAAGCGGACGCAGGUUCCCAUCUCGAAUCAGACCCAGUCUCUAGAGGUCUCCAUUUAUCACGAUGAUUUUCCGUACCUUAGCUUCAACUACAAAUGUGCGAUGGGGGAACAGCUUGCUGGGAUUAUGCCCGAUAAGGGUGGAAUCCAGUAUUCUGUCAGUAAUUCAGGACGGGUAUUUUCAUUUGUUGACGAUCUAUUGCAUUCGAACAAGGGUGACUAUCGUGUAAGUCGUUCGUGGCUACUGCAAGCACACACCCCUAGCUUAAAUCAGAAGAGUGCGGAGCCCUUAAUGAGUUUGCCGGCUCUUGCUCAGGCUCCAGUCAGACCAGCCUCAUAUGGACGGGGCCCGCACCACUCCUCCAUCACAACCAAAACGAUACGAAUGAUCAGCCAGCAGUUGAUUUGCAUGCAGAAUAGUACAUAUGCCUUACAGUCAGGCUCUCCGCCCGAAAGCUGCAACCUUCUAAAUCUGCCGCAAAAUUCCACUAUUCCUCUAUGCAAUUGGUCCUUGGGACGGCAUGUCUAUAUCUACGAUGAAAAUGAUCCUAAUACCGUGCUUAGUAGUCCCAGGGCUUCCAACUGGCCGUACUACGGUCCGUACAAAUACGAACGUACCGAGUUUGUAAGCCGCACCGUACGUUUAUUACAAUACGUACACCUACCUCUCCUCCUCCCUGUUGUACGAACGUACACAAUAUCUCACUCAUACAGGCCUCAAAAUCGCUCAAUCGUACAGUACUACGCCUCGUUGGAAGCCCUGAGUAUGGAGAUUCUUUUUCUCUUUCAAAUCUCUUCUAUCUACGAGUCUUCUCUAAGGCUGUUCAUUCGCGAGCUUAUCAAAACGUACGUAACGUAA